Penicillium diatomitis is the source of this 3255-nucleotide messenger RNA. RefSeq names its product KH domain protein. The transcript has 6 exons. Gene Ontology annotation, biological process: nuclear division. Gene Ontology annotation, cellular component: nucleus; cytoplasm. Gene Ontology annotation, molecular function: mRNA binding. NCBI's taxonomy places the organism in Eukaryota, Fungi, Ascomycota, Eurotiomycetes, Eurotiales, Aspergillaceae. The record is from RefSeq and is a predicted model, not a curated record. Bases 1 to 3255 code for a protein of 1084 amino acids.
AUGUACAUCCCUUGGACCCCCCCCCCCCUCUCUCACCUCUCGAUCGUUCCUCGUUCCCACCAUUCCCGAAACGCCCACACAGCGGCCAUUCUUAUCCCUGGCGAGAACGGCCGCCUCAGCUUCACCUCUCCGCCCGUCUCUUCUCCCAACGCUCUCUUUUUCUACACUUCCCUCACCCCCGCUCUUUCUCCCACCCGCCAGACCGUCGGGGUGAAAGAUCUUCCAGACGAGUCUCCCAUGCACAAGAUUUCCAACUUUACGGGCCAGGCCCGUCAUGGUUGGGAACGAAUGACGCCGACUUUUGGGAUGUCUCGACCUCACUCCGACAUGACAUUUCGUCGACCACACGGUGCGCCACCCAUGACACCACCGACGAGCAUCGAUCCGACCGUCAAUCUGUCCUUCAACGUUCCAUUCUCCUAUACGUUGGCUGGUCCCGACGUGGAGGAUGUUCUCCACGCGAGCCCAAAUGCCCUACAGCGGUGGACUUUUCCUGAAGGCAGCCCCGAGGGAACACCCAUCCACCAGCUUCCAGUUCACACGAGCAAUGUGGACGGCUUGCGGAGGUUAUGCCGCCAGAUCACUGAAACCAGUGGAGGCCGAAUCGAAGCCACUGUCACGUCUUCUGAACCCAAGGUCGUGCCCUCGCUACAACGGCGCCCAAACGGCAUGGUCACCAACGUCUGUGUGACCGGCGACGGAGAGAUAGUCCGGAAGAUGCGGGCCAAGAUCCUGAAUGAGACACCGAUCAUGCUGCGAUGCGCGACUGUUGACGUUGAUAUGCACCUGAUUGUGGAUGGCUCACCCAAAGGGAUUCGUGCAAGUGUACUGGAACACAUGGACACCUUGGCGGCCUACACCGGGACCGACAUCUUUUUGCUCACCCCCAGACUUCACGACGCGGAUAGCGCAGUGGUCUCUUCCUAUGGCUAUGCUUCAGAUAACGGACUUGAGCAGCGCUUCCGAGUCGCUAUCUAUGGUGACAUGGAGAGCUCAGAGCAUGCCAAGACGCGAAUCCUCAUCAUGAUUGAUCAAAUUCUGAAACGUCAUGUGGAUGCUAUCAAGCUAGAGUUGACCAUGCACACCCUCGUGUGUGGACGGACCCGCAAGAACAUCAAGCUGAUCGAAGCCGCUACCGGUACCGCAAUCUACUUCCCGCCGCCGUUCCCCCGUAUCUUUGGCUACACACCCCCCGGUGCAAGCCGUCGCAGCGAAGACGAAGUCUACAUCACAGGUGACACCUCGGAGCAAAUUGCUCGCGCCAAGCAGAAAUUGCGAGAGCUGGUUCUGGGAGUCAAAAUUUACGUCAAGGAUGUGGUUGUGAAUUCGAACAAGAUCGACAACAUUCUCCUCGACCGUCUGGAUAAAGUCCGCAAAGUGAUGGAAAUGAACGGCUCCUACGUCUUGUUCCCCCAACUUGGAAGUCAACGUGGCUUGGUGCGCAUCCAAGGAACCGAAGUGCUGCAUGUCGAGCGCACUGUGCGGGAGAUAAUGGCCCUGGCUGGUCAAUUUUACAGCGCCUCGUGGUGGAUUCUGAUGCCCGAUCCAGCACAAGGUGGCAUUCGAACCCCCGGCGCGGCGGACAUACGCUCCAUGCUUUCGGACAUCUGCACCAAUUCAGAAGCCGAGGUCAGCUUUGACAACCUGACUUUCACCAUCAAUGGCUCUGAUGAUGCAGUCAAGGCGGCCAUGACCGUGGUGAACCAAAUCCCAUUCGUGACACGCAGUCAAUAUCAGAUGCGAGUCAAGAUUGAGCUUGCAAACGAGCACAAGGAGUUCGUCAGUGGUAAGAAGAACGGCAAAAUCAACAAGAUCAUGGGUCAAAGUAACGUCCAGAUCAUCUUCGACGGCUUCAACGAGUACAAUUUCUACAUCGACGUCUGCGGUAACCAGUACGAGUCGACCAAGAAUGGUCUCGAUCUUGUCGAACAGGAGAUGCCGGCGUCAAUUUCCUUCCAUGUCCCUGAUCAAUACCACAAGCGAAUCAUCGGUAUCGGCGGGCAGCACAUCCAGCGCAUCAUGAAGAAGUAUUCCGUCUUCGUCAAGUUUUCCAAUGCCAUGGAUCGCGGCGGAAUGGGCAAGGAGGAUGACGAUAUCAAAGUCGAUAAUGUUAUCUGCCGAACUCCUGCGCGCAAUGCUCAGAGCCUGGACCUUGUGAAGCAAGAGAUCAUGGAUAUGGUAGAGAAAGUUGAUGCCGAGUACGUCUCUGAGCGGGUCGUCAUCAAUCGCCUCUACCAUCGGGAGCUUUUGGCUCGGAUCACUGAGAUCGACGAGUUGGAAAAGAAAUGGAAUUGCAAGAUUGAGUUUCCCAGUACUGAAUUGGCCAGUGAUGUGGUCACCAUUUCUGGCCCUGAGUAUCAGGUUCCUCAGGCGGUGGAUGCUCUGCUUGGCAUGGUUCCGGAAAGUCAUGAAUUGCAUUUCCAAAGCUCAUCCGAACUACAGAGCUACUUCAAGUCCCCCGAAUUUGUCGCCGACGUCCGAACCAAGCUCAAAGAGCAAUACGAAGUCGAUAUCAAUGUCGACACGGCUGCCGAUAUGCCCACGACCGAGGAGGGCUCCUCUUCCACCCCGGACUCCGCCCCGGAAGACCGGGUUGUGCUCGGGUACACGCGUAACAAUGCAGGCGGUCUUAAGGACGCCAUUGAUUUCCUGAUCUCACGCCUCGUCGCCCAUGGCCUCGAUGCGAACACUGUCAAGGGCGCGAUCCCGCGUCCCAAGUCCGACUCAUUCGAAGAGUCCCUCCCUUUCUUCGAUUCGAAGUUGUUGCAGCAUGCUCCAGUUCCACUUGUGACUGACUCCCCAACACGACCCAGUUUUGCCGACGAGACCAGUGAACGUGGCUCGAUCUUUGAGCGCCUACGCAAGCCGGGCAGCAUUUCGUCCUUCUCAUCCUUCAUUGGACGCAAGAAUCAUUCUGCUUCGCCUGCAUCCUUUUUCAAGCAUGCUUCUAGCAAUGCUUCCAAGGCUUCGCUCGUCUCCAUGGAGUCUCGAGACAGCGGAUAUCGCAAUCCUUGGAAUGAUUCCGGCGUUAACCUGACCGAGGAUGAUAUUCCCGUCCUUGGCAGCUCACACAGUCACAAGAGUAGCAGCAGCACGAACGGCUGGCCCACUCGCUUUGACACCAAAUUUCCAUUCGGUACCGCGCCCGGAGAUGUUACACCCAAACAUGAUCCGCGUGCUUCAUUUGAAAGUGGUCGCCCUAGCACCUCGAAUUCUACUUCUGGAUACCCGGCCCCCAUUGGGCCACCGCGUUAA